GUGACUGUGACCUGGUGUCAGAAUUAACAUUUUAAUCUCGCCUGUUUUGGUUUAGCAUCUCAGUGACUGAGCGUGUAUUGUGUUUAGGUUAUGGCCUUAUGGGAUCAGCUUCAAUAUUCUUUUCGUGAAUAACGUCCCAUACGGCCGAUCCGGCACUCAAUGUCUUUCUGAAGUAAUUAGCAUGUCACAUGGCCAUUAUCGAGAUGUCGUGCUGUGAAACGGGUAACUUGAUACAUGUGUCUUUGAAGCCUCGCCAGUCCCGUGUUAGCGCCUCCAUUCAGGGUCCGGCCUGUGCUCCCCCCCCCCCCGCCCGAUCAUCUGGAGAUGCCCCGUGCCGUCCCCCGCCGUCCGUCGGCCGGGGGUCCGAGCGGCGCGCGGGCCGCGACCGGCGCCAGUCGUCACGAUGACCGCCGCGCGCGCCGGACUGCUGCUGGGUCUGCUGUGCGCGCCGAUGGCGGCGCCGGCCGCCGGCGAGCCCAGCCUCGAGCAGGAGCUGCUGAAGAGCGCGGCCGGCGCGACACCGCUGCACCGGGUGCGGCGCGACACGUGCGGUGGCACCUUCGACCACCAGACCGAGGAGAAGGUGAUCACCUCGCCAAACUACCCGUCUGACUACCACAACUCGGCGCAGUGCUACUACACCAUCUCGGCGCCGGUCGGACAUGUCAUCCACGUCACCUUCGAGGACUUUCGCAUCGAGAUCCCGCGCACGUCCUCCAGCAACUGCACCUACGACGGACUGGUGGUGCGGGACGGCUCGCACACCGUCGAGCCAAUGGGACGCUACUGCGGCAAGGUAAAGCCGCCAGACUUCACGUCUCGCUCCAACCUCCUCGUCCUCAACCUCUACUCGGAUGAGUCCCUCGGCUUCCGCGGCUUCAAACUGCGCUACAAGAUCAUCUGCGGCCAGGCCUUCUUCAGCGAGCACGGAACCCUGCUCUUCAACGAGAACGAGCCGCACAUUUCCGAGACCAACACGUGUGAGUAUGAGCUCAUCACGACGCCCGACAAGUACCUCGACCUCAACUUCACCAUUAACGAGCUGAUGCUGACCACGGUCGAGGUGCUCGAUCACGGCGAGAUAAUCCGCUCGCUGCAGCGCCAGAACGACUACAAGGACAUGGACGUGCGGGUCAUCUCGACGUCGAACGUGCUGCGACUGCGCUUCAAGUACCAGGGCCUGUCGGAGGGCCACGCGGUGAUCGCGUACCAGGCCCACCCGCGAGCCGUCGUCAGUGGCGACCCCGUCUUCCUGUUCCACAUGCAGACCUGCCGGGGACUCGUAACCACGGACAAUAACGGCGUGGCCGCCAGCGACGUGGUCAAAUCUGCCGUGGCCCACCGUCUGGAGAAGGUCGGAGGUCAUCAGAACGACUCGUUCACGCCCGGUAACGAGGUGUACGUGCGCACACUGAGCGGCGGCUCGCGGCCGCUCUCGUUGUCGGCUGACCCGAACGGUGUGGGCGCCUACGACCUCACGGCGCAGGACAACAGCACCUGGAGGCUGUUCGGCCAGCUGUGGCACGGCGGCCGCGUCUGGCUCGAGAACAAACAGAUGCCCGGCAACUACCUGGGCAUGUACGGAGUGAGCGGCGGCAGCACCGAUUCGCCGACGGUGACGGCGCGCGUGGCGCUCUGCGCGCCGGCAGUCGACUGGGUGGUGUACAAGGUACCGCUGGACUUUGGCUGGUACCGGUACGAGACGCGCGGCGAGUACCAGGCGCGCUGGGUGGACGGUCUGACGGCGGCCGCGUACCGGGACUGUCUGCCGCACCCGCUGCUGUUCCCGCACUGCGGCGGCAGUCAGGACACCAGCUGCCCGGCCAGCGCCUGAGCUCGGCGCCUCAGUCAGAACGGGCACGGUGACGGAGAGUCGCCAGGUGCCGACCGAAGCACGGCAGAGUCCGCGCUGCCAGCCACCUCCAAACGGAGUCCGCUCGGAGACCACAGGGCUCGAGUGUGAUGGAAAGACUCAAAAAGAGGACAGUGAACGAAUGAUUAUUUCAUUCCAUGUGAAGAUCUUGUGGAGUUGGAGCGCAAAAGAUGCUCAAUCUCAUCCAUUUUCAAAAGUUAGCGCUGGAAAUCGGUAUGCUCUUUCGAUAUAGUGCGCAGAUGAGUCUUUGUGUGUCAUGGACUUCCCAGACAAGGCGCCUCUCGUGGGGUACAGUGGUCACGUGCGCCCAACGAUGGGCCGAGUCGCCAGUGACGCGGUCACUGUCCUCUGCAGGGGGCCUGGAGGACGCAGUUACGUCGUGUGACGUACCGUCUUUCUGCGGCGCAACACUCCAGUGUUUGGACGUGUCGACAAAGCACGUUCGCCCCAACUAAGGCUAAUCAACGGCCGUUUGACAAACGUCUGCCUGUUUUCGCUUUCCUUUAGCAAAUACGUCACAACAUUCAAGAACGCAAUUAGUUGUAACUUGUAACUUUGAUUGUGUUUAGCAAAUAAGUUUCUGUGAUGGUAAGCUCAUCGAAGGAUGCCUGUUGACUAAAUGCUCAGAGUUUGGUGUCGGCCGCGCAGUCAGCGUGACGUCAUCCAUUUGUGGCCAAUUGAUAUUGACGUCAUUGGUGUGAGGCUGUUUGGCGUUGCGGACGGAUGGUCCUACCUCCUAAGGCGAGGCCAGGGGCAAAUGUUCAGUGGUCGUGUGUACUGAGCUACACUGAAAACGUCAUACAGUGUUUAAUAAAACCAUAUGAAAUGUG
Messenger RNA from Amphibalanus amphitrite, 2703 nucleotides. RefSeq lists its product as uncharacterized. The record is from RefSeq and is a predicted model, not a curated record. Bases 404 to 1834 code for a protein of 476 amino acids. Lineage: Eukaryota; Metazoa; Arthropoda; Thecostraca; Balanomorpha; Balanidae. The transcript is spliced from 2 exons.